This is a messenger RNA of Glycine soja, 721 nucleotides long. Its product is annotated as protein ASYMMETRIC LEAVES 2-like. The coding region runs from base 77 to 721 and encodes 214 amino acids. The record is from RefSeq and is a predicted model, not a curated record. NCBI's taxonomy places the organism in Eukaryota, Viridiplantae, Streptophyta, Magnoliopsida, Fabales, Fabaceae. The transcript has a single exon.
AUAGGAGGGAGACUUCAUCACAGAAAUUAAAAGUGUGAUUGCAGUGAAGCAAGCGUACGUAGUUUUAGCAAGACCAAUGGCAUCUUCGAACCCACCAUGUGCGGCUUGCAAGUUCCUGCGGAGAAAGUGCCAACCCGAAUGCGUGUUCGCGCCAUACUUCCCACCGGACCAGCCUCAGAGGUUCGUCAACGUGCACAGAAUCUUCGGAGCCAGCAAUGUCUCGAAACUUCUCAAUGAGUUGCACCCUCACCAGCGCGAAGACGCAGUGAAUUCUCUAGCCUACGAAGCCGAAAUGCGCCUCCGAGACCCUGUUAAUGGGUGUGUUGGAAUCAUCUCUCUUCUUCACCAGCAGCUUCGCCAGCUCCACAUGGACCUCCAGAGUGCCAAAUUUGAGCUCUCAAGGAUCCAUAACUUGGGUGUAACCAUACCCACUGGAUACGGUCACACUUCUGCUGCGGUUAUCACGCCCGUUAGCGCCUCUCAUGUUAUGAAUGGUGCUGAUGGUAGCUAUGAUAACCGCUAUUAUAACCAACAACAUAGUUAUCAUCAGUGUGUGCCUCAGCAGUUAGUUAGGAACUUUGUUGGUGCAGGGAACAACUGUGAUGAGGGUAAUGUGUUGGCCAUAAACAUUGCUAGUUUUGGGCCAUUGAGUCAGCUCCAGCAGCCUAGUGCUGCUGCUGUUGCUCGUGAUGACCCUCACACUAGGGUUCAUCACUCUUAG